CUUAGGUUUAAUAGGAAAAACUUGCUUCCUGCAAACAACCGAAAAAACUGCCCUUGGAAACUGUUUCUUUGGCCCGCAUGGAGCAGCUAGAACUUACACUGUGAGGCCCUUGACGGGACGAGCUCUCACCCGCUGAUCAGCCAGAGUGAUUGUCGCCAUGGCCAGCAAGAGGAAAUCCACCACCCCGUGCAUGAUCCCUGUGAAGACCGUGGUGCUGCAGGAGGCCAGUGCGGAGGCCCAGCCCGCCGAGGCGUUACCCGAAGGCCCCCAGCAGGAGCUGCCCCCUGAAGUGCCUGCUGGCAGCAGCGAGGCUGCGCAGAUGUCGAGCAGUACCGACGGCCCCGCCCUGGCCAACGGGCACCGGAGCACUUUGGACGGCUAUUCGUAUUCCUGCAAAUACUGUGAUUUCAGAGCCCAGGACAUAACCCAGUUUGUGGGACACAUGAAUUUAGAGCACACAGAUUUUAAUAAGGAUCCAACUUUUGUAUGCACUGAAUGCAGUUUUCUGGCAAAAACUCCUGAGGGGCUUUCUCUGCACAAUGCUAAGAGUCACUCGGGGGAAGCCAGCUUUGUGUGGAAUGUGGCCAAGCCAGACAAUCAUGUGGUCGUGGAGCAGAGCGUCCCCGAGAGCACCUGUACUCCUGACCUAUCGAGUGAGCCCAACGCCGAAGGGACCGACGGACAGGCCGAAAUCAUCAUUACCAAAACUCCAAUCAUGAAGAUAAUGAAAGGCAAAGCCGAAGCCAAAAAAAUUCAUACACUCAAGGAGAACAUCCCCAGUCAGCCUGUGGGUGACACAGCCUUACCAAACCCAUCGGCCGGGGAGACCGAGGCGAAGGAGGGGGACCACCCCUUUGUCAAUGGGGCAGUCCCGGUCAGUCAGCCAGCCACCAACUCGGCCAAAGGGCCGCAUGCGGCCAAUGGGCCCCUGCUGGGAGCGGUGCCGGUUCUGCCGGCUGGCAUAGCGCAGUUCCUCCCCCUGCAGCAGCCGCCCCCCCUGCAUGCCCAGCACCACGGCCAUCAGCCGCUGCCCACGUCCAAGUCCCUCCCCAAGGUGAUGAUCCCCCUGAGCAGCAUUCCCACCUACAAUGCGGCCAUGGACUCCAACAGCUUUCUGAAGAACUCGUUCCACAAGUUCCCCUACCCAACCAAAGCUGAGCUCUGCUAUUUGACUGUGGUCACCAAGUAUCCAGAAGAACAGCUCAAGAUCUGGUUCACAGCCCAGAGGCUGAAGCAGGGCAUCAGCUGGUCCCCUGAGGAGAUUGAGGACGCCCGGAAAAAGAUGUUCAAUACGGUCAUUCAGUCCGUACCCCAGCCCACGAUCACCGUCCUCAACACCCCCCUGGUCGCCAACGCUGGCGGUGUCCAGCACCUCAUCCAGGCCGCCCUCCCGGGCCACGUGGUAGGGCAGCCGGAGGGCACGGCGGGCGGCCUGCUGGUCACUCAGCCGCUGAUGGCCAACGGGCUGCAGGCGCCCAGCUCAUCCCUGCCGCCCGCCGUCACCUCGGUGCCCAAGCAGCCCACCGUGGCAGCCGUGAACACGGUGUGCUCCAACACCACAUCGGCAGUGAAGGUGGUCAACGCGGCCCAGUCGCUGCUCACGGCCUGCCCCAGCAUCACCUCCCAGGCCUUCCUUGACGCCAGCAUCUACAAGAACAAGAAGUCUCACGAACAGCUGUCUGCCCUGAAAGGAAGCUUCUGUCGGAACCAGUUCCCGGGGCAGAGCGAGGUGGAGCAUCUGACCAAAGUGACCGGCCUCAGCACCAGAGAGGUGCGCAAGUGGUUCAGCGACCGCAGGUACCACUGCCGGAACCUGAAGGGCUCCAGGGCCGUGCUGCCCGGUGACCCUGGCGCUAUCGUCAUCGACCCCGGGCCUGAGGCGCCCUUCUCCCCGUCGUUGGCCAAGGCCCCCGAGGUGCCCUGCGUCCCACCGGCCGCCACCCUGGCCACCCCUCCUUCCGCCAGACGCCAGGCCUGGCACCAGACCCCUGACUUCACGCCAACCAAGUACAAGGAGCGAGCCCCCGAGCAGCUCAGAGCCCUGGAGAGCAGUUUUGCACAAAACCCCCUUCCUCCCGAUGAGGAGCUGGACCGCCUGAGGACUGAAACCAAGAUGACCCGGAGAGAGAUUGACAGCUGGUUCUCGGAGAGGCGGAAGAGAGUGAGCGCCGAGGACCCCAAGAGGGCUGACGAGGGCACCGCUCCAGAGGAGGAGGAGGACGAGGCGGGAGAGGAGGAGCUGGGUGGGGGGCCGAGGGUCCCCGGGGAAGACGGCCCCCUGGAAGGGCUCGGCAGCCAUGCGCUGGCAGAGCGCAAGGUCAGCCCCAUCAAAAUUAACCUUAAGAACCUGCGCGUCACCGAGGCCAAUGGGGCCAACGGCAGGAGUGAGCUCCCGGGGCCGGGGGCCUGCGAGCCCGAAGAGGAUGGGCCCGGCCAGCCGGCCGAGCAGCCCCCUGGCAAAGCGAGCUGCAAGAAGACGGCCCAGCAGCGGCACCUGCUGCGCCAGCUCUUUGUGCAGACGCGGUGGCCCAGCACCCAGGACUAUGACGCCAUCAUGGCCCAGACCGGCCUGCCGCGGCCCGAGGUGGUGCGCUGGUUCGGGGACAGCAGGUACGCCCUGAAGAACGGCCAGCUCAAGUGGUAUGAAGACUAUAAGCGGGGCAACUUCCCUCCAGGGCUGCUGGUCGUCACCCCUGGUAACCGGGAGCUGCUGCAGGACUAUUACCUGACGCACAAGACACUGCGUGAGGGGGACGUGCAGAGCCUCUGCAACAAGACCCAGAUGAGCUCCCAGCAGGUCAAGCAAUGGUUUGCGGAGAAAAUGGGCGAGGAGACCCGGGCUGUGGCGGACGCGGGCAGCGAGGACCAGGGCGCCGGCGAGCCUGCAGCCAUUCACCAAGGGAUGGGGGACGCGUAUUCGGAGGUGUCGGAAAACAGUGAGUCGUGGGAGCCCGGCGCCCCUGAGGCCAGCUCGGAGCCCUUUGACGCCCCAAGUCCCCAGGCUGGACUUCAGCUGGAAACAGACUGAAUUUGAACAGAUUACUUCGAAGGACUGGCCAGUCCGGGAUGCCGCCUGCCACGUGGAGGGGCUCAACCCGACUCUCCGCUGCCACGUGCUGUUCCCAUGCUCGCCGCCGCCGCCGCCGGCCGGGCACGCACGAGAGCUGGAGGCCUCGCCGCCAGCCCCGAGCCCGCUGCCCCCGCCGGCCUGCCCCCACCGAGCGCGCCAGCAGGGAGAGUCGAGUGCUUGUCAGUUCUUCCUCCCGCCAUGUAGGACCUUUCCUUUGCCUUCCAGCGGAUAAAAUAGUUCAGAUUUCAUAUUCAUAGACACGGAGUCAAGUUUUUAACCUAUAAGUCUGCCUAUACACAUUUAAUAAAACAUCAGAUCAUAAGCACUGUCAUUACAUAGGAACUUUGGUUAGCCAGCAGCACAUUGUCUUACAUCAUCUCUGAAAAUGCCCUGUGUCUGUUCUCUGGGGAUCACGGGGGCCACGUGUCCCCAGCACGCGCGGACCUGGGGCUGAAGCCCUAGCGACCCCCCACCCUCCGCUCCUCGGGGAAGGCAGUACGUUUGCCGAGGCAGCUGCCCCCGGGGUGGCCACACUGGGGCCUGUCCGCCUUGCCCUGGCCUGGGGGCAAAUCGGCCCGGCGCCCGCCUGCGGUCUGGAAAUGGGACUGCUCACCUGAUAGUGUUUGCUCACCAAGCUCUUAAGUGGUUCCAGCCAUCCUGCUUGCUCGUGGGAGUUUGAAUCACGGACCAGAACUUUUCAGUUAUCGGGUCAACUUCAAGAAGUAUUUGUUGUUAAGCCUGAUGUACUGACUGAUGUGCCCACGUUUUUGUUGUUGUUUUUCAAUCUAGAUGUUUUGAGAGUGAGAGGAAAAUGGAGAAAAGGAACGCGCAGGGCUGAACGUAGAAGUACACGGCCCCAGCGUGUGGCUUUGGCUGCUGUGGUCUUUGGAGCCCUUACCCACGCUCCCUUCAAGGCCGCCAGUGGUCUGGGAAGGAAGACUCCAGCAGCCGGGAGUAAGAGCGAACGCUCUGGGAUCUGGGGAGCCAGGAGUGAUCAGAGCUGGGGUGGUCCUCGGCACAGAGACCUGCAGAUGGGGGUUCCUGGCCGGGCACCCAGAGUGCUCAUGGCCCCCGUGCCGAGGGCCUGGCUGGGUGCUGGGCAUCGCCGGACAGGCCCUUGUGAGGAUGUUUCUUAAGUUCUGCAUUUAUAUCCCCAGAUUUGGAAACAAGAUCUCUGUCUACUUUAGUCUAAUCCUCAUACCAUUUUUUUUUUUUUUAAUUGAGAAAAAUCACGGGAAAAGGUGCUUUUGAAACACUGGGAAACUUGCUUACAAAGCUGUACUACUUGGUAAAUCCCUAUUUCCCCCCAAAACUGGCUGUUCUGAGAGCAGCAGGUGAAACUGGGGCAGGCAGAAGUCGUCAUGUCCCCAGCAGCUCCGCUCACCUCCUGGAGACCCACCUGCUUCCCCAGGCACCAAGGCCUUGUGAGCAUGCUCCUUCUGGGCCCAGGCUGGGGGAGCAGCACGAAGCAGCCCCAGAGAGAGGGCAGGGGCUUCGGGCACGACAGACUGGUGGUUGGGUGGGCGCUGUCCUUCUCCCCAACCCCACCCAGGAAAUGAACUGGGUGGGGCACCUUGCUGGCUUGGCUCCAAGGGCAAAGAUGGUGGUGGCAACUUCCGCCUUCCAGGAGAGGGCUUUCUCUGGAACGCAAAAGCUCUUGAACCCCUGUUCUUCUAAAGUGUCUUCUGCUCUCCCAGACCCAGUAGGGACCACCUCUGAGUAGUUUGAAACGUGACGUGUGAGUACUUGGCAAGUUCUGCGCCCUGUGUUUGUGUCCUUUCCAUUUGAGUGUGAAGCUGUUGAGCCCCAAAGACCUCGUGGCAGAAUUGCCAGUGGUGAUUGCCUUCCUUCAGAGAACAGACACCUGGAAUUUUUCCUUUAGGGUUUGUGUACAUGCAGGUUAAUUUAUAUAUACACGUAGAUACAGUACAGAUAGUCAUUUGAUACUUUACUAAGAAAAUGUCCACCUGAGGUAUGCACCUGAGGAAGCUCGCGGUGGCACGAGGCUGCUGGGGAAGGGAGUCUGUGUUGGAGGGAAUGCUGGUACCCAGGGCGCAGCCGAGGCGGCCCGGCCGGAAACCAUCUGAGUGUGGGAGACACCAGCCUGCCAGCCUCACUCCCAGAGCCCCGCACUGGCCAAAGGGCUUUAGAGAGGAUUUUCUUGGUUAUUUAAUUUGUAUUCAUAUUUCAUUUACAACCCAAACAGCAACACAAAAAAUAAAUUACAUGGUGGACAAGUUCACGCAGGACAUAACGACCCAGCCUCGGCCCAGCCUGUCUUUAGAAGGUGGAGAAGCUACAGGCCUGCCCGCCUGGGCAUGUUUUCCUCACAUCUGUUAGCCCUGCCCACGAAAGGCAAGACUGCCCAGGUAAGGACCCCAGCAGACUAGAGAGUCCCUCCUCCUCAACUUGGACCAGUCUCCGGUCUUGGACCGGAGCAAAUAGUGGGGUUGAAGCCUCACGCUCACAAGAACCACGGUCCGAGGUGAUGGCGAGAGAGGCAACUGGGUCAUCGAGCCGGUACCCAGGGCUCUGGGUGCUUGGGGAACACAGCUAACCUGGCACAGAGACCCACCCCGGCCCGGAAUGCGUGGGGGCGUGGCUCCGCGGCAGUCCGGCCCGUGUCCUGUCACAAGACAGAUCACCGUGGUUUUGCACGCCCUCAAAGGGUGUCUGGGCUGUUGCCUGCAGCAGGUCGCUGGGCUGCAGAGUUUAGAGGUGGGGUUAGUCUCUCCUGAAGGAAAGCCUCAUGUAUAAGGUGACUCAUCUUUCCCCUCUUCUCUGUAUGCACUUGGACUUGUCAGAGAUCAUAAAAUAUUUCAGUGUUUCUUGUCGCCUAUGUCAGGCACAUGUUUGGUUUAUUCUAUUUUUUACAUGGGGUUGUAGAUUCAGUUGUAAUAGUUGAAACCAGAUCAUCAUUCUGAUAAAGGAAAGCUGGAUUUAUGAUACGUAUACCUUGCAUAUUUUGAUUACUUCUUUUAAUUCUUGACUCUGAAGGAGCUUUUUGAUUUGAGAGGAGAGUUCUCAUUUUCAGGAGUCUCAGGUUCCUGAAAUAGAGCACCCUGGUUGGAUGGCCCUGUUGGCAUUUGGGGUUUGGUAGCGCCAUGUGACUUAGGGCUCCUGGCCUGGCCUGGCCGAGUGACUGGCAGCUGUCCCGGUGGACCAGAGCCUCGACCGGAGGCUCUGCUCCCUGUUCUCCAGAAGCACGGGUGUGGGAGCUGGGCAGUGUUGGCCCGUAGCUUGUGGGCUCCCACGUGCACGGAUGGCGGCGUCCCUGCUGGCUGUUGGGAGGCUGUCCCACCAGGAAGUUUCAGCGUGUUUUCCAGGCUGAGAUGUGGCUCUUCAUCCUGCUCAGUCGGUGGCCCAGUGACAGGUCCUGUGUCCCCUCCCUGUCCCCUCUGGCUCUGGGACAUCUGUGCCAGGCUGCCUUCCGUGGAGGCUGGGUGCCCGCGCCCUCUGCACCUCCCCCCGCGGCUCCCAGCUGGGCAGCCUGGUCUCCCUCCUGUAAGCCCUUUGCCAUUGGAGCAGCUUUGUCGGUGUAAACCUCACAGCCCCAGUGGAUAAAGGCGCUUUGUAGGAGAGGAGAACUGGCCAAGAAGAAAGCGUCAAACCAAACCAAACCUGGAUUUGGGCUUUUUCUAAUUUUUCCCCCUUUUUCCUUGCUCAGAGUUUAUCUGGGGCAGGUUAUUGGUUUGACCCACACCUUUUGUAUUAAGUUUAAAUUUUCCUUUAUCCCAUCGAUGUGCAAAGCUCAGAUGCUGGAGAAGACCCUGUAGAUGGGUAAGGAUCCACCGAAUGAACUUCCAGGCCAGAGCCAGCAGCUGCCUGGGCCGGGAGGCUAACAGGCUGGGCUCUUCUCGCUCCUGUCUGGAGCCCCGUCUCCAGGACUCUGGACACAGCUUCCUUUGUUCUCUUUCCUGAGGAGCCCAGGCCCGCCCAGCCUUCCUGCCCAGACCUCGGGGCCCAUCUCUGCGUGGCUGGGGGAGCACCUGCCCUGAGAAAGCAGGGAGUGGGGAGCCCGAGCCUUCUUCUGAAUGGUCCCCAGCCCCCAGCCCGGCUUCAGUCUGAGGGAGCCAUCAUGCUGUUUCUCUGGCCAUUUCUAACAGCCAAGCUGUGCAACACCAGGGCUGAGGAGGCCGGAGGCAACUUCUGAUCAAAGUGACGAGUUUUGAUUUGGGCCGAGUGACCGUGGAAGUGACGACCGUGGGUGCUGCUUGGCUGGCCGCCCAGCCCAGCUCUAUGUCCAGAUGCGACAGAGAGGCCUCGGAUGGAGUUUGUUUCUGCCCCAGUCUAUGUGGUGUUCCUGGCACCAGGUCGUCCUGGGAAGGGGGUUCUCUGAGCUGACCCAGCAAGGGCACGUGGGAGUGAGGUAAAGGGCUCAGAGCAUUUGGUCCUAGGGGUGUCUGUUUUUCAGUCCUGAGUGCACUCGUCAAGACUGGCCGCUAACCUGGCCACUCCUUUGAACGGGGUCCCAGUCCUUCACCAGACUCGAGACCUGACAGCCUGGAGCCGGCAGGAAGCAGCCAUUGUAUCUGCCGAAGCCCAGAGCAGGGGCGGAAACCCCGGUGUCUGGCACGGACCGGCAGGCCCCGGUCACCACACGGACACGGUGGCAGCAAGCCCCUGCGGCCGUGAUUUUUAUAAGCCCUAUCUUGUGGUCGGCAGGACUGUCAGGAUCCACAGAGAACACGUGGCUCCCGCUUUGCCAUCCCCAGCCCCGAGGCUUCCGCAGCCCUCAGACCCUGGCCCUCGUGGCUGCUCAGGCCCGAGCCAGAGGGAGAGGUGAGCACAGCGAGCAGGGCUUUGCAGAGGUGGUGGUCGUCUUCUCUUCUGCUGGGUGUCUUUCCUGCUGUCCACUGGGGGGCAGGUGGCAAGCCAGGGUGCCUGAGAGUCUGAGUGGUGACCUGCCAUCGGUGCCUCUUCUUCCGGAGCCGGGCUGUGCCUCGUGCACACCUGGGCACUUGAGUGUUAGUGGCUUUUCUUGGCUAAUGCUCCGUAACUGCUCUUCCUUUCCACGAUAAAUGGGUGAUUUAGAAGUCUUUCGAGUCUUCGGCUGGAGCUGAAGGUGAAUUGUCCAGGGUAGAGGCUGUUCGGAGUCACUGAAUACAGAAAGCUGCCAGUAUGUGGUCUUUCCCGAGGUCAAACCCCAGAGUAGAUCCACUGGUGGAGGUAACAGUCUACCCCCGUGGUAGCUCUUCUGUAAUUGGUGUUUCAAGAGAGAUUGUCACUCAUCCUUGGUUCGUGCCCAUACAGAGGUCUCAUUCUGGCAGUUUGCUUGAAACGCUGGCCGGGCGGGAGCCCCAGGCUGACGGGUGCCGGCUGGCGGGGGAGGGACGCAGCACGGUCAGCGGGCACCCAGUGAGGCCGGGUGAGCGCCAGGGGACAAGGGGCGUCCCGUGCAGAGGAGUUCCUGCGGCGCUUCUGGGCAGGUGCGUCGUUGAGCUGUGGCAGGAGGACCGGACUGUGCCAUAAUUGUUACGACAGAAAAAACACGCCAACCUUCCUCUCUCCCCUGCCGGCCAUUGUUUAUUGAAAGUUUACUGAGCACAGUCUUUGUGGAUGUCAGGGAGGUUGUCACAGCUGCAGGGUCCUUCCUGACGGGCCUGAUUCCUGCUGGUUUUCUUCCCCCUCCCCGGCUAACCUUCUAGUCUUCGGGGCCACGGGAGGGCCCGGAAUGGCUGGCGAGCAGUUUGCCCUGGGGCGCCGCCUCUCUCCCAGAGACGCUGGAAAGACAGGAUCAUCUUGGUGCUAAGAGGCAACUGCCCUGUUUGUCCAGAGGCAAAUGGAGACUUUACCGAACUAUACAAGAGGGUCCCUACCCCCUGCGGCCGCCAGGUGUGAGACCAAACCGAGGGGCAUACUCUGUGGGUCAGGCCUGGGUGGGAUGGGAAUUCUUUACCCAGGAGUAAGUGUUUUUAACAGAAAGAUGUAACUUGCCUUUGGACCGUGGCUGUGCCGAGGCGGUGGAGUGGGCUGCCCUCUCUGGGCUGAGUCUCCAGGCCUAAUGAGGUCCCCUGUGGGGAUGCUGCUAUUUCUAAAAUGCAAAUUGCACAUUUCCUAGAUUUUGUAUCUGUGGAUUUGGAUGAGGGAGCAGGGCCAAACUGCUUAUACAAUUUGAUAUGGGCCGAAAUGGUACUUCAAAUCUUUUGAUUGUUCCUAAAUAAAAACAUAAAUACAUUUCA
Molecule: messenger RNA, 9252 nt
Organism: Leptonychotes weddellii (Weddell seal)
Lineage: Eukaryota; Metazoa; Chordata; Mammalia; Carnivora; Phocidae
Source: RefSeq, a predicted model, not a curated record